Messenger RNA from Suillus clintonianus, 552 nucleotides. RefSeq lists its product as uncharacterized. Gene Ontology annotation, molecular function: nucleic acid binding; zinc ion binding. The record is from RefSeq and is a predicted model, not a curated record. The transcript has 3 exons. NCBI's taxonomy places the organism in Eukaryota, Fungi, Basidiomycota, Agaricomycetes, Boletales, Suillaceae. The annotation marks the transcript as partial.
AUGCCCGCAGUCAUUCCCCCCAAGGUAGAUGAAGCUGUGCGACAAUACAAAUACGUCCCUUACAUUUCGGUCACACCGGCAGCCCGUCUUCAUGCCUUUCGCAACAGCGAAGAAGCCUUUUCGUUUAACCCCCAAGGCAUUCUUAUGGCCAAAGGUUUAGACCGCAGUAGGGAACGAACUAUCAGAUUCCAUGAGUGGUUAACAGCUUCCAGAAUCGUGGAGGAGCGUAGAGCUCGUCUUCAUUGCUUUCGAUGUGGGCACUCCGGUCACCUGCCUGGAGACUGCAGUGCCGAAUCCACCUCCGCAGGCAAAUCACUUGCGCCGCUCGCAACAUCAGCGAAGAGCCGUCACGCUCUCACAGCGCCCAAUGGAAAACACUUCUGCUUCAACUGGGCCAAGUCCGCUGCCUCAGAGCUAAUUCUUUCCUUACCACCUGGCUGCUUAGCAGCGACGUUCGACAUAUCGGCAGCAUACCGCAUCACCCCCGUUCGACCUUGCCAGCAGAACUCCUUGUGUGUGUUUUGGCGAGGAGUGGUGUAUGUGGACAGAGCC